Microthlaspi erraticum is the source of this 993-nucleotide messenger RNA. The record is from the annotation of a GenBank genome assembly. NCBI's taxonomy places the organism in Eukaryota, Viridiplantae, Streptophyta, Magnoliopsida, Brassicales, Brassicaceae.
AUGGAUUUCCUAGAUACAGAGACACAAUCACCUGAGGAUUCACUGAAUUGGGAAACAGAUUUCGAUACCCCUCCUCCACUUGCUCCUCAAUGCAAAAGUUUCAAAUGGAAAAUUAAUGUCAUAGAUACUAAUGGAAACAUAGAAGGUAAAAUGCUAACAUCUAAAGAUGUCUGGAAAUUGCAAAAUAGCAAAGUGAUUGUGCAUUUCGAUGAAGAUAGUGGCCAGCCAAUUGGAGAUUCUGCAGGCUUACUUGGAUCAUGGUUAGAAAGGGCAUGGGAAGUUGUUCAGCCCAAAUUUCGGUUCGAUGAUCCGACGGUGAGAAAAGAAUAUGUCACCAGUACACUAGGAAGCAGAUGCAAGGAUGUCAAACGACGUCUUUGGGGAGAGUACAGCAAAGAUACUCGAAGUGAAACAGUGCAGAAUCGACCAGAUAAUGUUCCUGAAGAUCAGUGGUUUCAUUUUGUUCACAUGAGAUUCACUGAAAAGUGGAAGAGAAUGCAAGAGCGGAAUACGAUCAACCAAAAAUACAAUACCAUGCCUCACUUAUGCGGAAGAAAGAGUUUUCCUAGGAGAAGAAAUGAGAUUAAAAUCAAGACCGGAAAAACACCAUGUCGAGCUGCGUUUUUCAUUGAGACUCGUACAAAACCUGAUGGAAGUUUUUCCUGUGAGGAGGCCAAAACACGAGCGGAAGAACUUACCAUGGUAAUGAGUCAAAACCCACGACCCACAACCAAUGUUUCAGCUAGUUUGGAUGAUGAAUAUGCUCAAGUGUUUGGUCCUGAGCGUCAUGGACGAGUACGUUGUGUAGGUCGUGGACCUACACCUUCAAAGUUGGUGAGACGCUCUACUGUAACUAGGACAGAGAUAGAAAAUUCUGAAAUAGUUGUUCAGCUGAAGACAGAAUUGGAUGGCUUAAGAAAUGAAGUUAAGGGAAUGACUACGUUCAUCCAACAAUUAAUUGGUACAUCAACCGUUGAACAGGUAAUUUACUGA